Messenger RNA from Ostertagia ostertagi, 1314 nucleotides. Lineage: Eukaryota; Metazoa; Nematoda; Chromadorea; Rhabditida; Trichostrongylidae. The record is from the annotation of a GenBank genome assembly.
AUGCUGUUUCGCAAAAGCGACAGCGUUGUGGAGAAAAUGGUGUCGAAAUGGUUGGCGAUUUGUCUCUAUGAUUCGAUAUCCCAGUAUCAAGCACAUAAGUACAGCACUUUAUUCAAGGCCUUGAAAUAUCAAACUGAAAGAGGUCCUGUGGAUGCUGUCACCGGUAAUGCUCGAUACACGAUUAAUGAGGCAAAACUGCUGCGGGAGAUCGUCGACUGCUCUUCAGUGGACUGCCUGGUGAUGACACUUGACGGUUGUGGUCCGUUCACUGUGCGAGCCAUUGCCUGUGAUACGAUCUCUCAGCUGAAGCAGAAGAUUCUCGAUCACAUCUAUAAACGAACCCCUCAUAGUCAGCGACCGACAAUGGCCAGUUUCGAUUUGGGUGCAGUUACUGUGUCCAACACGAGGACGGUUAAUGUUGUCAGAUUGGUCAGGACCAUGUCCGUCAUCGAUGAAAGGUCCUACCAAGCUCAAUACUCUGUCUCACUAUGGCAUCUCCAACCAAUCUCGUAUCGUGAUGGUUCCAGCAGAGAAGAGUUCAACAGGUUAACGAGACGAUCGUUGGCCGAUUCUGGUAAGUCGUCAUGGUCGUCGUUGGAUCGGUUCGUCUCCUGUCUAUCCGCCGAGUCGUUUCUGCCACUUGUCCAGUCCAUCGCGAACGCUGACAAUGGAAAAACGAAAGAAAAUCGACGAAAGUAUUCCGAAAUCAAUUCCAGAGGUUUACCUCACCCGUCUUCUAACCAGACAUUUCUUUGCAGCAAAGGUACUGUGCAGAAGUAUAUCGAAGAUUUUCUGGAAUCAAUAAUGUUCCUCGAAUGCUCUACAUAUCCGCCGAUACUGAAACGUGUCUUCGACUUAUUGGAGGAGGAAGCAACUCGAAACAGGGUGAGCAUUCUUGCAGGACGACUGGAUUAUACGAAUCUGUACAUUCUGCGAGUAUGGGUGCAUCUGAUCAAAAACCCAAAAAUUCUUCUUGAUGUGUCGGAAUCCAUCAGUCAAGACGGCAACUUAUCCGUCGUCGCUCAAACGCUGGUUCGUUACAAAUAUCUGCGUCAAAACCUUAUGUCGAAAUUUAAUCAACUUAAAAUUCAGAUGGAUUGUUUCUCUUUCUCUGAGCAAUCUCUGGGAGCACAUCACCAGUUCUCGCUUGUUAUUCGCAAAGGAGGGGGUAGCUCGCUUCGGCGCUGGUCCUCAGAGCUGUUCCGAGUAAUACGGGCGACACCGCCCGUUUCGAAGAGGUGCUCGCUGCUGACGACGUCUGCACAGCUCAACGAUUACCAUCCCGGUUAUCUCAGGUUAUCAACUUGUCGCUAG